AUGUUCAGUGUGGAAGAUCUCUUAGUGUCUCAUGGAUACAGAGUGUCUAAAAACUCACUUUCUACGUAUCAGACCAGGAGUGACGGAUGCCAAGUUGAGGCGACAGAAAACAGGUCUGGCAACAAUGUGACAUUGAAUGGUUAUCAGACGGACCGGGAGGUCUUUGAUGCAAACCCAAAUCCUCUUGCUAAAAGCAACUUGGAGAGUGACUAUGAAAAGGGUUGUAUGAACAAGAGAAGGCAGAUACAUUCUGUUGGGUAUCCCAAAGGCCAACAAUGUUUCGAACCAUGUCAUAAUUCGGAAACAGGGUACGUCUUCAACAUUUAUACCAUGCUUUAUGUUUUAUGUAUUUUUAAAGGUUAUAUGAAAUAAUGCUGUACCUUGUUUUGCAAAACACAAUGAAUAGCAUGAAGGUCAGGGGUGAGCAUAGGACCUCUUGGCCACCAAAGUUUGAGUUACUUUUAAAAUAAUACAAUUGAACCUAAACUGUACAUGCGCAUAAAACCACGCUAAGCACCGGUGCUGAAAGAAGUGGUUAAACCUAACAAUGUUCUAUAAAUUCCAGGUAAGGACCCUGAUGAGACAUUGUCCCUACAUUUUCACUAAUCAAGGACAAAGGAUGGCUGUCUGCUUUAACUCCUAUUAUGCCAGUAAAAUCAGAGGAUGGGUAAAAGUUUGUAGUGGUAGAGAUUAGAACAAAAGCACUGGAUGCCAGUGAACGUCAACGUUUAAGGGAAAGUUGGUAUUUGUGGAGAAAAUGUUUAAUUUGGGAAUACAGACAAAGUUUAAAAGAAACUUUUAAAAUAUUAUUUUAGCACCAGAGAUGGUAAUUGCUUAUAAUCAUAUAUAAUAAUUGCACAUUCUCGAAGGGCUGCAUUCAUAUUGCACACAUCAGGCAUUGCUUGGCUAUCACAAAUUUAAUAUAAUCGUUUUUCUUUAGCUGGGUAUAGGUGUAAAGUAGUUGGGGGCAGGUAAAAUAGGCAGGAUGUGCUCAUACAUUCACAUUUACUUAAGACAGAACUGUCUAAUGUCUAGUAUACCUGGGAAAUUUUAGUAUGUCCACCAUAACUGCAUGGACCAAGUGGUCUGAGCUACAACUAGUUUGCCUUAGGAAACAUGUGUAGUAUCCCUCAACUUGUCUAGUCUGGGAAGAAUAUCUUAAAGGAACACUAUAGAGUUAGGUAUAUAAAUGUGUAUUCCUAACACUACUGUGGCCUAGGUGACUGGACCCCUGCUGCCAGUGAGAUCCACUUACCACCAUAUCUUCUGCACAGCAUUUGGGCACCCCCCUAAUCUAAAUUGUCCCUACCCAUUCUUGGUCAAGACCACACCACUUCUUGUUUAUGACCAACACACACUUAGACUGAUUGACACCACUCAGUGACAGAUACACACUCUUUGAUACACAUACACUGACAUACAUGCAUACUCACUGAUUUGAAACACACGUCCUCACUGAUUUGACACUCUGACAGACACACAUAAUCACUCAAAAACACACUGACAGACACACGCUCUCACUGACAGACACACACACGCUCUCACUGACAGACACACACAUUCACUGACAGACAUUCACUAACAGACACACUCACUCAAAGACAUACACUGACACUUUGAUAAAGCCUCUUUGCAGGAGAAACGCGUUAGUGUUUUUUAAAGCUGUUUUUAUGUUACAAUUUUUUUUAUCUCCAACAAAGAUAGCUCAUUUAUGCUAUUGGAGCCUCCAAUAUCCUUUUUAUUCUAUUUUAUUUUAUAAUAUAAUUCCUUUUACUCUCUCCAACACCCCCACUGGAGGACUCGAGGAGUGAUAUCCUUGGUGGGGAUCAUACCACCUACGCUUGCAUAUAUUGAGCAAUAUCCUAUUUGCUCUUCACUUGUGAGUAUACCUUCAUUAUUUUGUGUUUUUAUCCUUUUUAUAUAUCACCAAUUAUUUGAAUAACAGCCUACUGCCAUUGGAAAGGAGAUAUACCCUACCACCACUGGAGACCUCCUUUUUGAGGACAUCCAAGGACCAUCUACAUAUCCAUAGGCGGGGAUUGUACCGUCCAGGCGCACAUAUCUGGAGCUGAGUAUAGGCCCCAGAAAAGUUAAGUGCAAUUCCUUUCCCUUCAUUUACCAUCACUUAAGAUCUCAAUAUACUACACUGUAUCCGUGUCUUUUUCCUUCCCUUCUCCAUAUCGCUCUGAGCGUGGGAAUUCCUUCACAGGCGCUGCUCCCUGAUCCUACUACCUACAUACACUGACACACACACACACUAACAGACACACUCCCUCACUCACUCACAGACAUACACUGACAGGCAUACACACGUUAAGCUGACAGACACACAUACUCACAGACAUACACUGACUGACACACACACUCACAGACACACACUGACAGACACACACACAUUCACUGACAGACACACACACUAACAGGUAUACACUGUAACACACACUAAGAGACACAUUCAAUGACAGACAGACAUACAUACUCACAGACAUACACUGACCGACACACACACGCUCACUGACAUACACUGACACUCUCAGACAUACACUAACAGACACACACUGACAGACAGACAUACACACAUUCACACACUCACUCAAAGACAUACACUGACACACACACACACACACACACAUUCACUGACAUACAUACAUACUCACAGAUAUACACUGACCAACACACAUACUCACUGAAAUACACUGUCAGACACACACUGACAGACAGGCACGCAUUCACUGACAGUCACACAUACUUACUCACCAACAUACAUUGGCACACAUUCACUCACUCUUAGUCAUGCACUGACAGACACUCACUUACAGGCAUAUACUGACACACUCACUCACUCAUUCACUCACACACUCACAGACAUACACCAGCAGACUCACACUCACUAACAGACACACAGCCUGAUAUUGACAGACUCAGAUUCACAUACAUUGCCUUACACAUAUAUAUAUAUAUAUUUUUUUUUUUCUUUUUUUUUUAAUUCCUUUGGGAGAGCUGGAGUGGUUUCUUUACCUGGGGGUCCAGUAAAGUUGAUGUCACUUGGGUCCAGUAUAGGUGCUGGGUUGGUUGGGUGGUUGUGCAGGCUCCUAGGCUGCUAGGCUCCUAUGCUCUUUGGUGGGUAGGGGGGCGACCGGUCAAUAGAAGCGGUGCGGAAGCUGUAAUCUUACUGCUCAGCUAACUCGCCCGUCGCUUAAUGAUCCCAGGAGCUGGAGUGACGUCAUAUUCCGGCACCAGCAUCACAGCAGGGCAUGCAAGGGAGCUGAGCAGGAAGAGCUCAGAGGAUGGCUCCCCUCACCACCCACCCGUAAUAUUAGCUGCCACCGGGGGGCUCUGACUUUCCCAGUCGGCUAGCUCUUGGAUCCCCCAUUAAAAAGGCUAACUAAAUAUGUGCCAGGGUACUUGGAGAAUGAUGGUGAUUUUUGCUGCCCCCCUGAAUGUGCCGCCCCAGGCAAAUGCCUUGUUAGCCCCUUGGAAGGUAAGGCCCUGGAUCUACGGUGUUUAGCUCUGCCUCUUCGACUGAGAUCAUCGAGACUGAUGAUCUCAUCCAAUCCAAUGCUUUCCUUAAGGAAAAGGCUAGUGUGCACUCACUCGGUAAAACCGAUGCAUUGCACCAAUCAGAUGGUCUCUUUGAGACUGAUAGAAAUAGAGGAGUUUUUUACUCCACUAACUCAGCAAGAACCCUCAAUAGCUGUUAGUAUUGCAGCCACUUGAGUCAGGUUAACCCUGCAAUGAAAGCUUUGUUGUUCCUUCACAACGGCAAUGAUUCCAGUUUCAGGGUUAAAAUUGGGGGGUGGGCAUUGUUUCCAAUUCCAUAUAGAGUUAUAGAGUUCCUUUUAAUAACCAUACAUUGCACUGAGAACUAGCUUAAACCCUUCUUUGCUAUGUGUGCAAUGAUAUAUUAUCUCAUAACCACAAUAAUUGAUAUGGGAAGCUCCAGUCCCAUGACCUACAAUCAUACAUCAAUUGUUUUUAAACAUUAAACUAUGUGCAUUAAAAAAAAACUAAAAAACUGCUCUGCAGCUAGUUUGUCUCAGUUUAAACAAGAAUUGUUGAGUCACAUGUGAUGUUUAGCUGUUUGCAAUGUUAACCCCUUAAGAACUAGGAAGUAGACUACUAUCUAUAUCAGGCUUCCCCAAACUCCGGCCCUCCAGAUGUUGCUGAACUACAAGUCCCAUGAUUCUAUGAAUAAAAUAGAUAGGCUGAGAAUCAUGGGAGUUGUAGUUCAGCAACAUCUGGAGGGCUGGAUUUGGGGAUGCCUGAUCUAUAUCAUGACCUGUCUGUAACAUCAGUGAUCCUUAAAUUUAUAUUAUAGUGUUAGGAAUACAAAACUGUAUUCCUAACGUUAUAGUGUUCAAUCCUUUCCUGUGGGGAUUUUGACGGCCAACAUACAACGUCGUUUCUGUGAAAAGCCGGCAACCACUAGAGGCUGUCUUAAUCCUGCAAUGUAAACAUUUCUCUGAACUGUAAUGUUUUUCAUUGCAGGGUUAAAGGACCACUAUAGUGCCAGGAAAACAAACUCCCGCCGGGCUGAAGGGGGAGGAAGGGGUUAAUCGCUUACCUUUCUCCAGCCCCAGGCUCCCUCGGCGCUGGGGAAAUCUUCUCCCUUUUCAGACGUCAGCGCUGAAUGAGCAUGCGAGGCAAGAGCCACGCACUCAUUCAAUCAGUCCAUAGGAAAGCAUUUCUAAAUGCUUUCCUAUGGAUAUCAGCGUCUUUUCACUGUGAUUUUCACAGUGAGAAGCGCGGAAGUGCCUCUAGCAGCUGUCAAUGAGACAGCCACUAGAGGCUGGAUUAACCCUAUUGUAAAACAUGGUAGUUUCUCUGAAACAGUUGCAGGGUUAACCCUAGAUGGAUCUGGCACCCAGACCACUUCAUUGAGCUGAAGUGGUCUAGGUGCCUAUAGUGGUCCUGCUACCACACAACUUCAAUGAGAUGAAGUGGGCUGGGUGCCAUUAGUGUCCCUUUAACCCGAGGCUACCAGCAAAACGCUAAUGCCUCUGAUGUGUUUUGCACUCAUUAGCAUGCUGAAAUUUUUUCUGCCUGCUCAGCUCUUUGUAAUUUGUCCCAAAAAGAAACCCUUUUUUCCAAAUUAGUGUUGAUGCGUAAAUCAGCCACUGACAGGAGUGAGUGGGCUGAACUGCUGUAAGCCUAGUAUCCUUCAGAAGGAAAAGACACUCAUUCAGACACAUGGUAAGGAUAUCAUUUAGUGGUUGAACUAAUGUAGAAAGGACCCUGGAGUAAGACAUUUAUCCCCCACCCUCUAGUGCAAGGAUGGCUAAAAGGUAGGUCCUUAACGAGAUCUACAUUUUGUAUUUGUGAGCAGUGUAUGUGUUCUUGAAUGUAAACAUGUUUUUACAUGUAGUAUGUGCGUUUUUGAAUAUCGUAGUGUAUUUGUAUGUACUGUUGCCAUGUGAAUGUAGUGGUGUGUUUGUAGUAUUUGCAUUUGCAUGCAGUUGUGCAUUUGUGUGUAGUGUUGGCAUUUGGUGUAUUUGCGUAUUGUGUUGGUGUUUGAAUGCUUGGAUGUAUGGACAUAUACACAUACACUGCCUCACACAUGCACAUUGCCACACACAGACACAAAUAUGCUGACAUAAAUACACACACACACACAAUGGCCCAUACAUACACUCAGUGACCCAUACACACACAGUGACCCACACACAUAGUGACUCAUAGACACACACAGUGAAUCAUAUACACACACAGUGACCCGUACACACACACAGCAACUCAUACACACACACACAUUCAUGCGCACACAGUAGUGACCAAUACACCCACACACUGACUCAUACAUACCCAUACACAAAGUGACUUCUACAGUCUCACCUUCAGUGCAGGAUUAAGCACAUGCCACUGUGUCCAGCACUCACACACACACACACACACACUCAAUGACCCAUACACACACAAUCAGUGACUCUCUCCUCCCCCACCCUACACACACACAGUAACCCAUACAUACACACAAUGACCCAUACAUACACACAGUAACCCAUACAUACACACAAUGACCCAUACAUACACACAAUGACCCAUACAUACACACAGUGACUCAUACAGUCCCUUUUGUGUUUCUUAGCCUUUCUUUUGAAUGCCUUAUCCCCUUUAGUAUAUCUUAUGCCCCUUUUGUCUUACACUCCCCUUUAGUAUAUAUUGUCCCCCCAUUUUUUCCCUAGCAUGGCCGAACCGCGGACUGCGGUAGGGGAUCUUCUGUAUCCUGUACCUGGUCUGACAGGAAGCAGUCCAGUGCUCUCUGUUCGCACUUUCUGUCAGACUAGGUAAAGGAUACAGAAGAUCCUCUACUGUGAUCCAUGGGUUGGCCACACUCCAUGCAGUGACUGGCUGGGGGGGAAAGCUGUGCUGUGUGCUCUCCUCCUGUCGGUCAAACAGAUCCUGCGCCCCCCGGGCUGGUGGCACCCUAUGGCAGCCACUUGUGACGCCUUUUGGUAGCCAUAAUCACACAAUUUAGUCUUGUAGAAUAUCUCUGUGCUGUACUCUUGGUGUGCCCUUGAGGGAGAGCUUCUGGUAAGUGUAAAUACUUUUAGAUGACAGAGCCUCAUUAAUGAGACCAAAACAUUAAACUCAUAUAUUAAAAACAUCAAGGCAUAGGUGCCCACAGCCCUGAUUUUGCUAGGACAACCAAUCAUUUUGGGUUACUGACCCUGAAAAUGUAGGUCCUGGGCCACAUUUUUAAAUCUGACUACCAUUUUCAAAAUGCAGGAGGGGAGUGAGCACUAGGAGCAUACACGUAGUAUUUAGUAGUGCUCCAUGCAAAGUCUGCUGGAGACAGCAACUUGUUAGUCUUUGCCAGAUUGGCACGCUCCUUUGGCAGGUGGAUCUGCCUCUUUUGCCUCCAGGAAGCCCUCUGGAGUCUGGACUUAUGCUCUCUCUCCUGCCCACCUCCGAAGGUUGGCAGGAAAUUUUGGUAAGUAUGAUUAGGUUAUACUAGUACCCAGAGUCCUUUCAGAGUACCAAUGUCCCUUCAAAGCAGCACUCUAAACAAACUAACCAGUACGUUCCCCUAUCUUGGUCUCACUAAUAAUGUGGAAUGAACAGUUCUACAUUGUCAAUUUCCUCCAGCCAGAACAUUGAAUAUUGAGUGUGCUGGGCUAAACUAGUAAAGUGUAAUAGGUUUGAUAUCAAACUUGGUUACACCAGGGGACUAAGGAUAACCUAACCAGUAGAACGAGCUGUGGUGGUCAGAUUGCUAGAGUGGUCCUUUAAAUCCAUUAACUGUAUUCGCAUAAAGAUUCAACUUGUAUGUUUUUGCUCCCAAGAGUGAUAAAGUUACACCUACAAAGAGGAUAUUGAAAACUUUACCAAAAUAAAUAAAUAAAUGAAAUGAAUAAAUGUACGUUUUGUGAACAUGAUGCUUGUUUGCAGAGGGUACCACUGCAACUAUUGCAGCUUUAUCAAUGACGUAAAAGGGAUUUCUGUUUUAAAAAGAUGACCUAUUUUUCCUUUAUAAAUAGCAUUUUACAAUGAUGCAUAUAUUUUUUUCUACCUUAUACACUGUGACACAUCUUGGCUAAGGCCGCACUGAAGAUCACAAUUCUCAAUGGUCUAACCCAUAAUGCUUUGUAAGUCGUGCGUAAUGCUUUGUGGGACAGGUCUGUGAUUGUAAUACUGAAAUAUAAUGCAGCCCAAAUCAUUAUAAGCAUUAAAAAAACAUAUACAACUAUUCAUGUUUUCACUCCUUCAUGCUCAGUAUUAUACCAAUAUUGCAUUGUGCAUAUUUAGAUUGUGUGUGUGUGUGUGUGUGUGUGUGUAUGUAUAUGUAUAUAUAUAUAUAUAUAUAUAUAUAUAUAUAUAUAUAUAUAUAUAUAUACAGUCUCACCUUCAGUGCAGGAUUAAGCACAUGCCACUAUGUCCAGCACUCACACACACACAGGUUUGGACGAGGUUUGUCUGGGAAAAGUCCAGUCAUUGUUAAUAUAACGAAAACAGUUUGCACAUCGAUGUAACCUGGCAGCCAAGGAGAGUGGACUGGAAUGUGCAUGCGUGAAGAAUGACGACUUCAUUGUACUAGUCAGUGUGGGCACUAGACGUUGUUGAGUGAGUAUGUGUAUUGUGUGUCUGUUACAUUCAAAAUGACCGAGCGAGUAGAGCAACAAAUAUGUACCAAAUUUUGCAUUAAGCUUGAACAUUCCUCCUCAGAAAGUAUUCAGAUGAUUCAGAAGGCUUCCGGGGAUGAUGCAAUGAGUGCAGCGCAAAUAAAAGUGUGGCACAAACGAUGCAAAGAUGGUCGUGAAUCUGUUGAAAUUUUUGGGGCCCUGCAACUUCUGUCCUUUCCUAAGACUAAAAUCACACAUUGAAGAGAUUUCAGACCGUUGAUGAGAUUUAGGUAAAUACGACGAGGCAGCUGAUGGUGAUUCCAACAAAGGAUUUUGCAGAGUGUUUUAAACAGUGGAAGAGACGCUUGGAGACGAGAACUGUGUAAGGUGCCAAGGUGCCUUCUUUGAAGGGGACUGAGUCGCCCUUGUUCUAUGUGCAAUGUUUAUUGUAUCUUCUUCAAUCAAUGUCUCUACGUUUUGUAUUACAUGGCUGGAUACAUUCCGGAAAGACAUUGUAUAUACACAUUGAUAUAUGUAUAUAUCAAGAAAAUAAAAAAAUAUCCUAAGAAAAUCAAAUAAAAGAUAAUUUUGGGUGUGGGGCACCAGUGGCUUUCUAAUUUCCCAAUUCGAAUAAGCAAAACAGUGGAACAUGAGAUAUUGUAUUAUUGUAUAUUCCUAUCUUUCCCCUGAAGCAUGUUUAUAGCACAGUGAGUUUUGGAAUGAAAGGCCUGGGGUAUCCAGAUACACCUUUCAGGAAGACAAACACAGGAAGCAUUCAGGAUGUAAACAAGCAUUUGACAAUGACAAGAGAACCAGUUCCUGUUGCUCUGUGCAGUGGGUCCAGAUAAGCCUCUAUUUAUUUGUAUUAAAUUUCAAAGCAUUCAAGAUAACCGAGACGACGAUUGAAAUUAAAAUCAAGGCAUUUAUAUAAUUUCUAUUUAAAUAUGCUAAUCAUUCAUCUUUACAAAGAUAUGUUCAUUAUCCAUUUUGUGGAUGAGUUUGUCCAAAAGAUGGCCCAUGGGCCGUAAGUAACCCUCUAAGGUUUAUGUCCAAUGACUCUAAAUUGUCACAAUAUUUGUGGUCUCUGGGCUCUAUCUAGUAUCCUUCCUAUCCUAUAUAACAGUGUUAACAGUAUCCUAACUGAUUCUUUGUAUUAGUGUGCUAUCAUAUUUAUUAUAUAUGUUUGGUUUAUACGAGACUCGUUUAACAAACAGGAAGGAAAGACGAGAGUCCUAUACUUUAAGUCCUCAUUUCUAGACAAGACAAGUCAGGUUGAGGGUGGGUUUACAAUUUUCAUAUUUUUGAUGGUUUUAUAUGUUUAGUUAUCUAUGUUUUUUUUAUUUUACACUUUAUUUACCCAUCAAUAUACACUUUUUAUAUAUUCUUGAUUUGUCUGGAAACUUUUUAAAGUUGUUAUCUGGUCUAGACAAAUUUGAUAUUUUCUUCCCUUUUAUUUAGGCACAAUAUAGUGUGUAUCCCAGAAGGAUUACCCAAAGCGUCAGCCUGCAGAUGUUUAAAAUAAUGAUAUUUUUUGUUGAUGAUACUGAUAUUUUACAACAAGCUUUAAUGCUCCUUAUUAACUUAGAGCGAGCACUUGAGAAACGCAUUGUUGGAUUCCUUUUGGUGGAGGUGCAGGGUGCAGACUAAGUGCUUGCCAAUGAUAUCUUUGUUAGGUGAUGUAAGUGGUGAAGAAGAAACAGGUGUGGUUUGUAAUGCGUCUUACUCCUUUGUACAAUAUGUUCCUAAAAAGUUUCAAACUUUUCCAUCUGUUAUCUGAUUGAAAGGCGGAAGAACCUGGUUCCUUCAAUUGUGGGAGAAUAUUACAAUUCCUGCUAUUUCGUAUUUCCACUUUUUUUUUUUUUAAAGAUCCAACAGAUUUUUAUAAAGUAGCAGAAUUUAUGAGCAAAGUAUAGCAAAUGAUAUGACCUCGAUCUCUUCCUGUGAUAUGUAUAUGCAGAGAGAGAGUGCUUGAGCGUGGAUGUAUGCAUAAUAUGCAUACUGAUAGUAUGCUGCUUUAAUUUCAUUGGAUAUUGAAAUGUCUAAUUUCAGUUUAGAUGUUGUUAAACCCCAUACUAAAUGAGGAGUAAGUGAGAUCUCAUUUUUUUGGUUGUAUUAUGCACAGGGCCAUAAUUUUGAAUGCAUGUCAUGAGUCCAUGGAUUUAUCCUUCCUGGGCAAAUUUUAAAUCAUUUAAAAGAACACAGAAAAGAAAACAAUUUUUUUGUAUUUUUAAAAUAAAUGAGUGGGAUAUACCAUCAAUUAAAUCAUGCAUUUAAUAAUGCAUUUUUUUCAUUGAGGGUCAAUCGAAAAUUAGCUUGCAAAAGCUGCAGAUCUAUUGUCUGCUGCCUUUGCAAGCCCUGCCCUUUUUGACCUAAAGUCUGUGCCAGGAUAUGGCCACUCAGAGGCUUCUCUUUAAGCCUGGUAUUUAAAGCAAGCUGACGUGCAUUAUGUGUGUGGAGGAUUCCCUUAAGUGCCACAGAAUGCUAAAAUAAUAUCACUAUCUUUAUGGGUCUCAGUCUCCCCAUUUUCAUAUGCAUACUUCCGGCAGGAUACUGUCAUUAGAUUUUUUUGGGAGGAGGUGGUGGGGGGGGGCGGGAUAUAUUGGUUUGUUGGAUAUCUGGUGCAUACAGGGGAAGCCAGCAGUAGAGAUCCUGUUACAGCUAUGUAAACCAUAGUGUGUCACACAAUCUCAUGAGCUCUGAGCAGUGGAAAUCUUGUAUAGUUGUUCGUGCAACAUGCGCACCUUAGAUGUCUCUCAGCUGUCUGAGACCAAGGGGGAAUUCUUAUAGCUGCUACAAUUGUAGCUAAUCACUGCAGUUAUAAGCCGAUCUUAGCUGGGAGAGUGGGAACUUUUUUUAAUGAAGCAAAUUACUUAUAGUGCUUAGAGUGAUUAUUGAAAUACUUUUUACCGCACAUAAAAGGAGUCCUGCAUGGACUUUAAAAGAACCAUGGUUGACUAAUGUGUAUUAAAUGUAACUACAUAUGUGUAACGGACCGUUUCGCUCACAAGGGGAUAAAAACCAUUUAGGCGAUAAUCCCCUUCCAGAUAGACCAGCAGCUACUGCAAUCACCAACCUCCCGAUCUCCAAACUGCACGUAUUCACCAACUCCCGAACAGGAAACACACGAACCCUGGAAGCAGCCGAACAGGAAAAGCCCUAAGAACAGUUUACACUCCUGGCAAUCGGCAUACAGUCAAAUUCCCCCCAAGAAUGAGACGACACUUCACUUGGAGGGUUAAACAGGAACAACCUGUACUGUCACAUACAGUCUCUUUUAUUCCCAAUCCACAAACAUAGUACAGCCCACAGGGCGUUACAAAACAACCAAUCAAUCCGUACAAUACACCCAGACACUCCCACACAAAAUCCUCCCCUCUGCAGGUGAUAUGAUUACUGAACACAAUGGGUGAUCUCAUUAUCACCGGCAGAGGAAUACAGUUUUUACACAAUAUUUAUAACUUCUAAAAUAUAUAUGUCACAAACAUAAAACAUAAAUUUUCAUAAUCAAUCCAUUCAGGGCAACAACAUAUUAAAAAAUGGCACGAAUCAGACCAGGGGUUCAAAAGUUAAGGGAAAGUCCUUUGUGGCUAAAUGAAGCAUGGCUUUCUGGCCCAAACCAGUUUCAGAGUCUUCUAUCCUGGAGAGUAAUUCAAUUAUCUCCCAGGAUAGACACAAGACUCCAUUAAGCACAUGGUUGCAAAAGACACAAAACACUUUAAAAUACAUAAAGUCACAUUUACACAUAACACACAGACAUUUCACAUAUCCCCAGAUAGCUGGGAUCUGAGUGCACAUUAUUAGAUGAAUGGCACUCAGAUCACACAAAUAAGCCUUUCUGCAGGGGAAAUAAACAGUUUAACCUGCAGGGCCAUAGUCCAAAGGGAGCAGGCGAGCAACCAGGCUUCUCCAGUUCACAGUGGCGAGGUUGGUUUCGCCACAAUAUGUUUUUAAAUUUCACCAUCAAACCUUUGUUCCAAAAUAUUUCUUCUUGUAGAAAAUGAGCAUAUCACAGAUUGAAUUCACUGGAGCAUCUGAAUACUCUGUGCAUAUGUGAGUGCUUAUUAAGAUAUUGUGUGCAUGUGCAGAAGUGGAUUACUACUUAACAUGCAUGUAUGCCAUGAAAACAUGAUCCUUUUAAGUUUGGAAUGUUUAGUUCUUGGAACGCAUGUACUUAGCAGUAUUUCCAGAGUUCAGUCAUGAUCUCAUAUACUCCAAAUUUUUUGAGUUGUCUGUAAUAUGUUACCAGUGAAUAUUCAAAGUUUUACAUUCUGCUGUUUGUACAGUUUUAAAGGAACACUCCAGGCUCGAUAACAACUUCACUGAUUUAACUCCAAAGUCUCCUGCUCCUCACAAAGAGACUAGAAAAGGUACCUCUGGGAAAAUUGAUGAACCUCUACCACUGAUACCAUCAUCAGUUUGAGAUGAGUCUGUAUUUUAUCAUACACUUGUGAGAUUAACCUUGAAUUUCUCUCACCAAGUGGAUUUUACGUAUUACCCUAUUUGGUUUUUGUCCUUUUAUAUUUUGUAGAUAAAAAAAUAAAUGUAUGUUCCUAAAACAGCAAUGUAUUCUGCUACAGGGUUAAAAAUAGUCUCUUUAAGAAAAUAGCUUUUCUUAAAUUUAAUAAUUCAUCUGUUUACUUGAUAACUCCUUAAAUUGGUACCCUUAUGUGGAAUUCACAUAUUUUAAGGAAUUUUAUACUGUAAAGAAUACAAAUCUGCAUUCCUUAAACUAUAGAAAUGCUUUAAAAAAAAACCUUGGUUACUCACCUGCUUCCAGCACCGACCUCCCUCGGUGCUGGGUUGGCACUCCGCCUCCUCUGACGUCAUCCGACCCAGGGACCUAAUGCAUAUGCACAGUGAGCACCAUAAGCGCAUUAUGCCCUCGAGGAGGAAAGUUACCUUAAGAUUGUGCCCAGGGGCCUCCUUGCACCAUAAUAACUUAAUUUUGAUUAAGUUGUUAUGGUAACCAGAGUCUCACUUUAACUUGCUAUACGUAUUUAUCUCCUGCUCUGUAAACUUAACUUAAACACACACAGGAGGCUCCUGCAGGGUCUAGGAGGCUAUUAACACAGCAAAAGAUUAGACAUUCUUGAUUAAACAGACUCUGCAAUACAGGAACCUAUGUUCUUUUUCAUUAAGUGCUUAGGAAGGCUGUGCAAGUCACAUGCAGAGAGAGAGGUGUGACAAGGGCUGUAUAAACAAAGUGAUUUCAAGGAUCACUAACAUGUAUUCCUGACCCUAUAGUGUUAAAACCACCAUCUAGCCCCCCUGGGCCCCUCAUGCCUCCAUAAAUAUAGCAAAAUCUUACUGUAUUCAAGCCAGAAGCUGUAACUCUGCAUGCUGUUUGCCUAAAAAAAACAAGCAGUCUGCUGACAUCAUCAGAAGUGGUAGCCUGAGCCAAUCACAAUGCUUCCCCAUUGGAUUGGCUGAGACUGACAAAGAGGCAGAUCAGGGGCAGAGCCAGCAUGAUUCAAACACAGCCCUGGCCAAUCAGCAUCUCCUCAUAGAGGUGAAUUGAAUCAAUUAAUCUCUAUGAGGAAAGUUCAGUGUCUGCAUGCAGAGGGAGGAGAUACUGAAUGUUUGGAUGCAUUUUAGGCAGCCAUGACCCAGGAAGGAUCUCUAACAGCCAUCUGAGGAGUGGCCAGUGAAGUUAUCACUAGGCUGUAAUGUAAAAACUGCAUUUUCUCUGAAAAGACAGUGUUUACAGCAAAUAGCCUGAAGGUACUGAUUCUACUCAACAGAACAAAUUCAAUAAGCUGUAGUUGUUCUGGUGACUAUAGUGUCCCUUUAACUACUAAAUUGAAGAGAAUUGAGCAGUGAGGCUGCAGGGGCAUGAUCUAUACACCAAAACUGCUUCAUUAAGCUAAAGUUGUUUUGAUGCCUACAUUGUCCCUUUAAUACAGAAAGAAAAGUUACAUUGCCUAAUACUUAUAAAAAGCUGAACUAGUCCUAGUACAUUAUUGUUAGAUUUAAGUAUCACAAUGAAAAUGUAUCUUCUGCACUACAGUUCAUUAGCACAAAAUCCUCCCUUGGGAUUUAUGAUAUUAGGCUUAAGCAGUAUUACAUGAUUUUACAUAGCACCUCGUUACGAUAUUAUUUCACUGCUCACUUGAGACAAGUACUUAUGCAAAAUGUAUGCCUCUUCCAUGGCUCUCUUUACAGUAGUUUUGACUUGAAACUUCCUUGGCAUAUUAGUCAUGCAGUCAUUUCUAUAAGGACAGAAAAACGUGCCAAAGUUGUCCAUUAAAGGGACAGCUACAUGUUGAAUAAGUAUUAAUCUGCAAUUUUUUAGUUCCUGGCAUUUUAGCAUUACUGUCACUUGUGUUUUUUUUUUUUAAAGACCACGUGGAGAUGUAAAAAAGGUAAGUAAAGCUGACAUUUUCUUGCAUUUAGAGGGGGCCGGUAAACAUUGAACCGGUAACUAUACUGUUAGGAUUAUAUGUUUGCAUUCCUAACACUAUAGUGUUCCUUUAACUUUAUUUAAAAAAAAUAUAUAUAUAUUUAUUAUUAUAGAAUUUAAUAAAAAAUCGUCAGGUAUAUGAACCUGUGUUUUCUGUGAAUAGCAUUGUAUACGGGUGAUUGAGUGGUGCAUUUUUUAAGUUAGAGAAUGGAAAGGAAUGAUUUAGGAAAAUUUACCCAUCAUGCACUUUUAACCUGGGAAGAAAAUGUUUUUCUUGAUGUCUGCUCAAGUUCCUGUCCUAUUUAUGUCAAAUCCUAUUUUUUUUUCUCCAUUGUCAUUUUGCUAGUGGCAGAGAUGUGAUGUGAAAUGGUGACAGCUCGUUUGUGGACACUAAAGCUAAAAAUAUUUCACAUUCAAUAAUUCUGAUGGGUUUAGAAGUUCUGUUGCUUACAGUUUAGAUCCGAGAUUUACUCAGUUAACGCUUCAUUACAUUUUAUUUUAUUUAUCGUCUACAAGGUUUGACCAGCUAAAGAUAUGUCUGUCUCAGUGUUUGCAGGUCGGUGCCAAUCACAUGAUCUGGCCAUUUAGGAGCCUCAAUCACAAAUUAUAAUUUUCUCGAGUUCUUAAAAUAGAAUUACAUGAGAUUGCUAUAAUUUAAAACUCUUGACAAUUUUUUUUUACCCUUUCUAUUAUACAUUUACUGUAAUGUUUUAAUUUUAGAUGAUGCGUGUUAUAUUUCAGCCAGGAAUCCUGAUGACUAAGUUAACUGUUCAUUUUAUGAUUUACAUGUGUUUUAGUUCAUUGAACGGCUCAUAUAAAAAGAGAAAAUGUACAUGUCAGAGAAUAUGUGCAGAUAUGCACACCUAUUUGAGAUAGCUCAGUGAUCUAAUGUAUCAUCAGUAAAAUCUGUUCAACCCUUGGGGGUUGCAGGUUCAAAUCCUGGCGUAGAUAAAAUGAGUGCUGUUAAUUUGGGUAAUAGUAACAUCCCCCGAAUGUACCAGGAAACCAGAGCAAUCUGAAUGUACCUUUCCUGGUUAAAUACUUUAUAAUUAUUUGACUAACACCUGGUGUAACAAAAAAAUACUUUCAGUCCUUCACAAAAAAAAAUAUUUUUUAUUUGUAGGUGCACUAAAUGUGAAAGGAGGAAUUAUGUACUUAUGGCAAAACAAGAUUUAUAUGAUAUCAAUCUAGCAUUUUAUGUUUUGUGAUUUAUUUAUUUUUUGGUUUUAUUUCAAAGUCUUCAUAUCGCCUACAGGGCUGAUUGAUUUCCAUUUUCGACUAUACUCAUAACGAUUGAUACACACACACACACACACACACACUCAUUUCAACUUUCAUAUGUAUGUUAAUUAUUGAACGUAGACAUUGCUUCUAUUAUUUUGACUGAGCAGUGAUACAUGUUUCUGAUCUGCUAUUUUGAUCUGCAGGAAAGGCAGUGAGUAGAGAGGGAUGGUAUAACAAUGCACCAUUUAUGUCUUAUCUUACAUAUGGCGUGGACUACUUUUCUCAUGAGACUUAUCCAGCCAUUCUUACUACAAAAGAUUAGCCAUCACAAGUGGAAACUGCACAGUUCAUGUGCUCUGUAUACACCAAAAGUUCUCAAAGCCUGUUACAUAGUAUUCCCAAAAUUUAAUUAACCCCUUAAGGACCUAAUAUCUGGAAUAAAAAGGAAUCAUGACAUGUCACACAUGUCAUGUGUCCUUAAGGGGUUAAAGGAACACUACACUCACCUAAACAACUUUAGCUUAAAGGGAAACUCCAGUGCCAGGAAAACAACCCGUUUUCCUGGCACUGCAGGUCCCCUCUCCCUCCCACCCCCCAAUCCCCGGUUGCUGAAGGGGUGAAAACCCCUUCAGUUACUUACCAGAAGCAGCGACAUGUCCCACGUUGCUGCUUCUUCCUCCACCGCCGCUCCUCCCUUUGAUUGCGUCGGCCGGUGGGCGAGACUGAUCCCACCCACCGGCCGGGGAGACCUAAUGCGCAUAGGAAAGCAUUGAAAAUGCUUUUCAAUGCUUUCCUAUGGGGAAAUGAGCGAUGCUGUAGGUCCUCACACAGCGUGAGGACGUCCAGCGACGCUCUAGCACAAAUUUUCUGUGCAAUGAUGCAGGAAGUGCCCUCUAGUGGCUGUCUAGUAGACAGCCACUAGAGGUGGAGUUAACCCUGCAAGGUAAUUAUUGCAGUUUAUAAAAAACUGCAAUAAUUACAGUUGCAGGGUUAAGAGUAGUGGGAGUGGGCCUGGAGUGUCCCUUUAAUGAAGCAGUUUUAGUGUAUAGAUCAUGCCUCUCAUGUUUCACUGCUCAAUUCACUGCCAUUUAGGAGUUAAAUCACUUUGUUUCUGUUUAUGCAGCCCUAGCCACACCUCCCCUGGCUCUGAUUGACAGAGCCUGCAUGAAAAAAAACUGGUUUCACUUUCAAUCAGAUGUAAUUUACUGUAUAUACUUGAGUAUAAGUCGUGUUUUUCAACACAUUUUUUGUGCUGAAAAACCCCCACUCGACUUAUACUCGAGUUAGAAGCCCGGCGGUCCUGUUGGGGGCUGGCAGAGAGCUGUGACUUACCUUUCCUGCAGCUCCUGUCAGCUCCCUUCUCCUCUGUGCCAUUCAGCUCCCUUCUCCUCCGUGCCAUGAAAUAAGUAGUUUAUUUACACUGUUCCAGCGCCAUAUGAGACCUGUUGCGGCUGGCUCCACCCAUGCUCCGUCUCCUUGGGUGAGAUAAUCAAUCCUGAUGAUCUAAGUCAAUCCAAUGCUUUCCCAUAGGAGGCUAAUGCACAUGUGCAAAAUGCAGCGCUGUGCCAAUCAGCAUCUCCUCAUAGAGAUGCAUUGAGUCAAUGCAUCUCUAUAAGGAACAUUCCGUGCUGGCCAUUAGAGGUGUCCCUAGGGAGCAAUGUAAACAAACAAUGCAUUGUUUACAUUAAAAUACCUUCAGGGACACUUCUGACACCUAGAUCUGUAGAUCGGUAUCUCGAAAGGAAACAACUACUAGAUGAUAUCAGCUGUAAACACUCCAUGGUUGUGGAUUAUGCUUUAUGGGCUUUAGGGGUAUACACACACACUGCAUUCAUACACACACACACACACACUGCAUUCAUACACACACACACUGCAUUCAUACACACACACACACACUGCAUUCAUGUACACGCACACACUGCAUUCAUACACACACACACUGCAUUAUAUAUACACACACGCACUGCAUUCAUACACACACACACACUGCAUUAUAUACACACACACACACUGCAUUCAUACACACACACACUGCAUUAUAUAUACACACACGCACUGCAUUCAUACACACACACACACUGCAUUCAUUAUAUACACACACACUGCAUUCAUUAUAUACACACACUGUAAAUAAAUAUUCAAUUAAUAUAUUUUUUGGGGGAUCUAAUUUUAUUUAGAAAUUUACCAGUAGCUGCUGCAUUUCCCACCCUAGUCAUAUACUCGAGUCAAUAAGUUUUCCCAGUUUUUUUGGGUAAAAUUAGGGGCCUCGACUUAUAUUCGGGUCGACUUAUACUCGAGUAUAUACGGUACCUUAAAUAAUUGUAUCUCUUUAUCUGUAAAUUGAACUUUAAUCACAUACAGGAGGCUCUUGCAGGGUCUAGCAAGCUAUUAACAUUGCAGGGGAUAAGAAAAUCUAAAUUAAACAGAACUUGUAAUGAAGGAUGGAUAAAUGUUAGAUGACUCUUUACAGGAAGUGUUUAGGAAGGCUGUGCAAGUCACAUGCAGGGAGGUGUGGCGAGGGUUUAUAAACAAAGUGAUUUAACUCCUAAAUGGCAGAUAAUUGAGCAGUGAGACUACAGAGACAUGAGCUAUACACCAAAACUGCUUCAUUAAGCUAAAGUUAUUUUGGUAACUAUAGUGUCCCUUUAAUGUCUGAUAUUAGAACAAGCAGCUUGAUAACAAGUACAGGUUAAUUGGUAAGGAAGAUUUAAGCAAUCAUAGGACAUUUCUCAAAAGUUUAGACACUAAUGCUUUCACUAAUGAUUUGUCAGUCAUGCUAUAGAUUAAUAUUUUUGUAAACUGCCUUUGAGAAGUAUCUUUCAUAGAAUCUGUCCUUUACUAAAUCUACUAAAAUAAAAACCUUAGUUUUUUUUUUCAGUGUUAAUUUAUUUAUAUUUUAUUUUUUUGCAUACAUAAAGAAAAAAGGAAAACACAAAACAGCACACAAUAACAAAAAAAAACCCUUACUUUUUGACAUUAUAUAUUUUUUGUUUGUUUGUUUUUUGUAGGUUCCCUGACAGACCUCAACCUGAACGGUCCUGUUGGACAAAGACCAGUAAGGAUGUCCAGUACUGGAGAAGAAGAGCCCAGGACUUCAGCGUUUUAUUAGGACAAGGAGAGGAUGGAGGAGCAGUGGACAAGAUAAUAACAUCGGAUAUUGGAGGAAAGCGGGAGUGCAGCAUUGUUGAAAGAAAUGUCACUGACGGCAGUAACGUAGUAAACAUGGAAAAUGGAAGGAACAACAUGAUCUUUAAGCACUGGAAACAACCUCUUGAAGACAGGCAGGAACAUGCAAACAAAAACAUUACAAAAGAUUUUAAAGCAUCCGGGAGAGAAGGGUCAGAUGCAACUAGUGAAAAAUCACCACAAGAAUUCAUCUCAGCUACGCAUGGAGACAAAGCACUUGUGUGUCAUAAUAUGCUAAAACCACAGUUGUUGCCAAAAGUUAUUUCACCUGAAAUUGUAAGGCCUGCGAAUAUUCCCUCUGUUACAGGUGAUAAUUCUCCGUUGAAACACGAAAUAACACAAUUACAGGAUAAAUAUGUUGCAAGUAACGAUUGUAGACGCAAUUCAUUUUCAAAGCCGAAAUAUAGUCGACCAUCAAAGCCUCCGUCAUAUGAACUUCACCAGCAAACCUGGGGUGCUGUUGAAUCUAGUGAAAGUCCAGACAGUCAAAAAGAUGAACAGCUUUUGUUUUCUGGCAAAGUAGAAUCUUCCCUAGAACCUUGUUUUCAAGAGACAUGCCUUGAGCCACCUAUUUAUAUACCACCGCCAUCUUACAAGUCUCCUCCUCUUCAAAAUGCUACUAAUCAGUCUUUUAUUAAAGUGCCUAAAGUUGGAGACUGUUGUCACCAAAUUUACCCGGUGGAGAAAACCAGCACAAGUAAUAAAGCACUUACUAGUUUCCCAGGAAAUAAUGUUCCUUACGACAAACAAGUCAACCACGGACAUGGUGACAACUGUAAAGAGUGCAUACAGUAUAUUUCUUUUGAUGACCCUUGUAUAAAGCAUAUUGCAGUGCCACGUGACAAAGAAAAGCAGGACCAUAGUAAAAAGCGCAUUGAAAUGAAGGAAUCUAAAAAUCAGGAAAGUAAUGUCCAAAAGAGAGAGAGAGUCAGUGCCUUUACCAAAUCCAAAAAUGGUGGGAACAAUUACGUGAAAAGAGAAGGUAUCAAGCACAAGCAAUGGUUACACGUCUCGAUUCCAGAUCAAAUGCGUUAUCCAUUGCCAGAAUAUAGAGAUGGGUCUACAGCAUGCAGUUUACCUGAUGACCAUGAACCUACUCACAAGCUAUCACUAAAAAAGACCCACUCCGACAGUGCUUGUGAAACUGUAACUAAAGUUAAAAAGUUUGGGCCUGACACAUAUCUUCGGAGCAAAAGAAAUUCGAAGAGAAGGCUAAAUGAAACAAUAUUUUGCUUGGUGUCUAUUCCAGUAAAAUCUGAUUCGGCCUCGUCAGAAAUUAGUAAGAAUAACAAAGGUUUAGCAGACGCUACAGACAGGAUGAACAUGCUAAAACACAGCAGUGGGGGUCUGCCCGAGCAAAUGCUUUUAAGUACAUCUUCCAGUGACUUGGAGCUACAAACACUUACAGGAAGUAUGAACAAUAAUUCUGAGCUACUAAAGCAAGCACAGUCCAAAACAGAGGAAAACAAACAGGCAAAUGACCUCACAUCAGUUGAGCAGAGGAAACAUCGAGAACUUGCAUAUUCUGGUUCCUGGCCAGGUGACCAGUACAAAGAUCAGCAAACCCAAACUGUGUUUACAGAUAUACAAAAUUCAACAUUUUGUGAUGGUUCAAAAUCUAACGAACAGCACACAAAAUGUUCGGCGUCCAACUGUGGUCCAGCUGAGUUAAUACUAGCUCCAGAAAAUGUCAGGCACAAUAUGUACAGUAUGAAAGGCCAGAUGAGUCUUAGUCCUUCUAGCAACAGUGCAUUUUCAAGGACAUCCUCAUUAAUGACACAUUUAACUAAAGCAGAACCAUGCCAAAGGCUGGAGUUGUCAAAUGAGAACGCAAACGGAAAAGAAAAACUAGCAGUUGGUAAAUGUGAAAAGAAUGAGAUUGAGGAAGGACAUUUUUGCAAUAAAAAAGAGGUUUUCGGUCAGUUUCUUUUGAAACCGGUCAAUCGUCGUCCCUGGGAUGCAAUAAGUGAAUUGGAAAGUUUGAAUAAAGAGUUCCAAGAACAGGAACGUGCUAACGAGGGUGAAAAGAAUGUUGCAAAGGAUGAAACUAAGGAAGUCCCAAUGGAAAUCUGUACAACAAAAAAUGCCACUGAGAACGAAAUGGCGAGUAGCCAUCAGCACGUGCUAAAAAUACAAGAGAUUCCAGCAUUUGAGCAGUUGCAAGAGAAACGUAAAUCAGAAAGCUGGUGCACAGAAAAGUUAAUACAUGACAAUAAAGAUGGAGAUAAAUUACAAAAAUGUGCCAAAAUAAAAAACAUCAAAAGUAAGUCUGGAAAAUUACUAGAUGAAUGUGUGACAAAAGAAGUACAGGUCCAAAGCAAAAGAACUGAAAAUGCCACCGGCAUAAGUCAUUCUGUUACACCCAAUGUGCACCACAUUAAAUUAAAAAUUCAUACACACUCAAGUCAAGUACACAAUGAUAAAAGUCAAUGUGCUCCCGUAGUUAAUUCAUAUUACUUUAGAGAAGAUAAAAAGUAUUUUGAGCGUCCAGCUGUGGAUGUUAUUAAAAUGACCUCUACAAAAUUUGGUGAAGUUAGUGAUACAAUGAAAAAGCUUUCACAAGAAGACCGGAAUCAUGGGCAAUCUGUUCCUGAUUUAACAAAACAAGCUGACGACGCAAACCAUAAUGAAGAGUUAUACGAAGUGAACAAUGAUUCAGACAUUCCCGAGAACGAAUCACUUUAUGAACGAGCUGCCAGAAUUUUAGGAAUUGAUGUAGCAGGAGAUACUUUGGUGUCUCCUGGGUGUUCAGAAGCUCAAAGUCCAGAAAAUUUGACUUCCAAUGGGAGAGGUCAACUGGAGGAGAAGACAAAAGAUAAAUUUUGUGAAGUUUCUUUUUCUAUGAAGGAAACAUCUGGGGUUUUUAGUAAUUUUCACCAUUCACCUACAGAUACAGAGAGACCUGGACAAAAGCUAAUGAACUUUGAACAAGGUCAGGUGUCACCACUGUCCAACUCUCUGCACGGUGAGCUGAAUGUGUCCCGUAAUGCUGAAAAAAGAGUCAGGAACACAUCAAAGAUGAUUGAAACCUUACAAGGAAAGCUUGCGUCCACACCUGUACGCACUGCCGUUGAUCGUUUGGCCCGCAUGAAAGAAGUUGACUCAGUUUCUCGUAUGAGACGAUUGAGCAUUAAAAGCACAGAUUCAGGAGAUGAAGUAGAUGAUGAAAAGCAAUUGUACAGAGUACAAGAAACAGGAGCACGCAAAUUUUCCGCUGGUGCAAUUUACAAACGGGUUAUAUCACUUGAUGAAAGUCUUCUAAUAACAAAAAGCAGAGAUACUUUGGAUUUGUCUUUUGCUGGUAAGAGAAAUAUAACUAUCUUUAGCCAUGUUAUAUUAUUUUUGAAGGUUUGACUGACAGCAAUGUCAGCGGUAGUGGAAACAAUGCUAAGAUAAUGCAAUUCUUGUCUACCAUUCAAUAUCGGCAACAGUAGUAUUUAAACAUUGAUGAAACGUGUUGUAGGAAUGUUAAAUCAAAAGUAUAAGUAACAGUCAUAUUAACUCGCACACAUACAUAAAAGUUAUAAAUAUCACUAACACAUAGCUAGAAAUUCCUAAUUUUUGGUUUAAUCCCUUAAGGACCAAACUUCUGGAAUAAAAGGGAAUCAUGACAUGUCACACAUGUCAUGUGUCCUUAAGGGGUUAAAGACCUCUAUAAGAUUAAGUAGAUAGCUUACCUUUAAACAUAUAGCUUUAAACCUCCACCCUCUCCCUCUCUCCACCCCCAUGAAAUAGGUAGUUUAUUUACACUAUUCCAGCGCCAUAUGGGACCUGUUGCGGCUGGCUCCACCCAUGCUCCGUCUCCUUGGGUGAGAUAAUCAAUCCUGAUGAUCUAAGUCAAUCCAAUGCUUUCCCAUUGGAGGCUAAUGCACAUGUGCAAAAUGCAGCGCUAUGCCAAUCAGCAUCUCUUCAUAGAGAUGCAUUGAGUCAAUGUAUCUCUAUAAGGAACAUUCAGUGCCUCCAUGCAUAGCGUGAAGGUGCUGAACGCCAGUGCUGGCCAUUAGAGGUGCCCCUAGGGAGCAAUGUAAACAAACAAUGCAUUGUUUACACUAAAUUACCUUCAGGGACACUUCUGACACCUAGAUCUGUAGAUCAGUAUCUCGAAAGGAAACAUCUACUAGAUGAUAUCAGCUGUAAAAACCCCAUGUUUGUGGAUUAUGCUUUACGGGCUUUAGGGGUAUCAGCAGUGGCUGGGUAAAUUGAGAUUCUUAAACCCACCCACCCCCCCAACCCCCAUCUGUGCUAGCGUCCUCCAGCUUCACGAUGAAUACGAGUUUGGAGAUCAGCCUCUUCUUCCUCACUCGAGGCCUCGAGAUCUCUCCUGAAGCAAUCUGCUCCAAAUACUCGAAAAUAUCUUGAACAAAGAGCUUGAAGGCAUAAAGGGUGUCCCCAAAAGUAUACGUGCCCGUUAUUUCUGGUGAGAAUUCAACUGGCUGGCAGUCAGGCCCAGCCCCCAAGUUUGACUUUUUUUUUUUAUUCUUUAUUUUUGUUGUGCAUUAUAGGUUACAAACAUGCCUGUUAUGCCACGACAGCAGUCACAGGUAUAGCAAAGUAAACAUUGUCAUGACGGGUUUAAGCUGCACAUUUUUUAUAAGUAGAUAUGCGUACUAGAAUAUGAGCAGUGUGGUAACAUAGACAUGCUAAGUGCCUGUAGAGUAACCUAGAAGUAAAUAAAGAUAAACAUGCAGAGCCUAUGAGUAACUAUAUCUAGCUUGUGUGAAGAUUCCUUUGGGUAUGAAUUCAAACGGGGUAAGAUAUGGAACAACACAGGUAGCUUGCAUCUUUGCCCACACAAUUAGUAUACCACCCCAGGCUGUACUGAGACAUAUUAAGGACAUCCUUAAUGACCUGCCACUUAUGUGAAUGCCAUUCCUGCUUCAAAACUUAGUAUAGGAAUAAACAUAUGGCUUUGGCAAGGCUGAGUAAGUAAAAUAGUGUAGGUCUGUUCAUGAGCAAGAGGGAGCAUGGUAAAAACAGUGGGAAGGGGUAUAACCUGCAGCUCUAGCAUGGCGGUCAGCCUAUCCCCUGUACAGGGAAUUCACAGUCCCACGUGGUAUGUGCUUCCUUCUUCGGAGCCAUUGCAGCGGGUCCUGGGUCUGCAGUUGCUUCCCCCAUCUCUCUUCCUUCAGAUUAACCUCCCUCCUGUGUCUCCUGAUGGUAUAUAGCUGCCGGGUUCGUCCACAUUCCGCUGUGUUCGGGGUUGCUUUCCUAAUGCGUCGCCGCUGCGCCCUUUGCCUUCUCCGUCUUGCUGGGACCUUGAUGACAGAAGCCUUACAUCGUGGGGUGCAUCUGGUAAGGUUAGAGGGUGUCACACCGGGCUGUGGAGCAGGUAGGGUCAUCUUUCUCUCCAGUUUUUCCCAGAAAGCAUCGAAGAGGGCUUCCAGGCGGUGGUGGAGAGUGGAUGCCUCUUCAUGCAGCUCUAGGUGUCUCGUGGCGUCCGCCAUUUUACUGGCCUCUAUGGCUGUUUCUUCAAUCGUGUAGUAUGAUACAACGAUUGCCUGCUGGUUGUUGGCAGCCAUCAGGGUGAGGACCGGGAUCACCCCCACCGGUCCAAAGGGGGGGGUAGCAGGGCAUUUCUAUCACGCUUGGGGCCAUGACUGCGCCCGUACAGGAGAGCGGCCGCCUCUCCCCUUCGAGGCGCCUGCUAGGCCGUAUUUUGCUUUGGCCACUGGAGUGCUUGGGAGAACCGCUUGGCUUGGUCUCUGAUCCCUUGGUCACGUCGUGGUGCGAAGGGUAAGUAUCAGGUUGAAAAGUAUUUGCUAUAUUAAGACUGAUUGUCCAUUUUGUACAGUGUGUCUCAGGGAGCUCCCCAUACACACAUCUAGUCGCCAUGCUGGUCAGGCCCCGCCCCCCGACUUUUUUUUUUUUAUACCACUUUUAAGUUUGUAAUUAUUAUCAUUUGUAUAGCUCCAACUACAAUCAGGGAAGAGAUCUCUAACCUCUCUCCCUCUCCUUCCAAUACAUCACCCAAUCACACUCCCUCCACUGUUCUAUGCUCAUUCGCACCUACUACAAUGGAGGAGGUUUCUGCUCUGCUCAGGUCCUCCUGCCCCACCACCUGUUCCCUCAAUCCUAUUCCCUCAUAUCUCAUCCACACUCUGUCUCCCUCUUUUGCUCUUCCUCUCACUAACAUUUUCAAUCUCUCCCUUUCCUCCGGCACAUUUCCUUCACCCUUCAAGCAUGCAACUAUAACGCUGAUACUGAUAAAGCCCAACCUUAAGCCCAACUCCCCAUUCAACUACCGAUCUAUAUUGCUACUACUAUUUGCCUCCAAGAUCCUUGAGAGAGUUGUGUAUGCGAGAUUGACAGACUUCCUCGAAUCCAACUCUCUGCUUGACCCACUUCAGUCUGGAUUCCACGCUCGUCACUCUGUUGAAACAGCUGUGACCAAAGUAUCCAAUGAUUUAAUCUCUGCUAAAUCUCGUGGCCAUUACUCUAUCCUAAUUCUCCUUGAUCUUUCUGCUGCCUUUGACACUGUUGAUCAUCAACAGCUUCUUCUCAUUGUCCGUAAUCUCAGUCUACAAGAUACUGUUCUCUCCUGGUGCUCCUCCUACCUCUCCCAGCACUUUUUCAGUGGUAAUUUCUCUGGCUAUGCCUCUUCUCCACAACCCCUCACUGUUGACGUUCCCCAAGGUUCUGUCCUUUGUCCCCUAUUGUUCUCAGUCUACACUGCCUCCCUUGGUAAACUCAUCAGCUCCUUUGGCUUCCAUUAUCAUUUAUAUGCAGAUGACACACAAAUCUACCUGUCCUCUCCUGAUCUCUCCCUGCCCAUCUUGAUUCGUGUCUCUGACUGCCUCUCCGCGAUUUCCAACUGGAUGGCUGCUCACCUUCUUAAACUCAACCUGUCCAAAACAGAACUUAUGGUCUUUCCUCCCUCAAGUGUUGCUACUCCUGUGUCUCCCUCCAAGUCAACGGUGCCACAAUCACCUCUACCUCGCAGGUCCGCUGCCUAGGUCUUCUCUUUGACUCCGAUCUCUCCUUCACCCCUCAUGUUCAGUCGAUCACCAAAUCCUGCCGCUUCCAUCUCAAAAACAUAGCUCGCAUCCGCCCCUAUUUAAUACCAGAUGCAGCUAAGGUGCUGGUCCAUGCCGUUGUUCUUUCUUGCCUUGACUACUGCAAUCCCCUUCUGAGUGGUCUCACGUGUUCCUAGAUUGCAUCACUGCAAUUUAUAAUGAAUUCGGUGACGAGACUCAUUUUCCUGUCCGCCCGCACUUCCCACGCCUCCCCGCUCUGUCAGUCGCUACAUUGGCUUUCAGUUAGAUAUAGGGCUCAAUUUAAGAUUCUGGUGCUUGCUUACAAGUCCCUACAUAAUGCUGCUCCAACCCACCUAUCCUCCCUAAUACACAAAUAUGUCCCACCGAGAAAUAAGUUCUCAGCGAUUACUUUUCUAGCAACCUAUUUCAUUACCCCUACUUAUACCCUUUGUGUCACUAUACUAUAAACUGUAGUUGUUCUGGUGACUAUAGCAUCCCUUUAAGUGUACAUACCUUUCCACAUGCAGUGAUAGACUUUUGUCAUGUAUCAUGCACCAGUCGCCUCAUCCCUACACAUCAGAAUUGCUAAUCUGUAAACAUACAAAAGAUUUAAAAAAAAAAUAAAAAAUUGGAGACUCUGUUCCACAAUCCUGAUGUUAGGAGCAAGGAGGAAAAGAUUGGAAGAAGUGACAAGUCCUAAGGAGUCGUUAGAAACUAAUCAGAAAGUUUAAAAGACCAUAUUCUAUCUAGAAUGUAAGCUCAUUGAGCAGGGCCCUCCACCUCUCUAUUCCUGUAUGUCCAAUUGUCUGGCUACAAUUACAUGUCUGUUAGUUCACCCAUUGUACAGCGCUACGGAAUCUGAUGGCGCUAUAUAAAUAAUAAAAUAAUAAUAAUAAUUGCACAAGGGAUUCUAAGAGAGCGGAAAAGGUCAGAUUCCACGAAGUGUCAAACUAGAUCAAAGUAAGAUCCAGUUGAGCAGUAAGACCGAAAAUUGACCUAGAGUUGUCCGUCUUCCACACUCAUUCUCAAAUGCUAAGAGCAGGGUGUUCACUCCAGUAGUAUUGCUGCAUUUAAAUUAAGAUUAUUUUCUGUAACUUUCCUUCUCGUUGUGUGUUCCAGAUGCCUAUGAUCCAGCCAGGGUUGAAAGAGUUUAA
Molecule: messenger RNA, 27001 nt
Organism: Pelobates cultripes (western spadefoot toad)
Lineage: Eukaryota; Metazoa; Chordata; Amphibia; Anura; Pelobatidae
Source: the annotation of a GenBank genome assembly